Molecule: messenger RNA, 4552 nt
Organism: Doryrhamphus excisus (bluestripe pipefish)
Lineage: Eukaryota; Metazoa; Chordata; Actinopteri; Syngnathiformes; Syngnathidae
Source: RefSeq, a predicted model, not a curated record
UUUGAGUUUGUCAGUCACAUUUAUUCCCAUUGGUGAAAAACACCCAGGAAGUCCGUCUUACACCUCACGCGAUUGGGCAAUAUGGAUGCCGAUAUUAAUACGUCAUCCCCGAGCAAAAAUUGUGUGCUUUCACUGACUGACAAGAAUGCCCUUCCUUUGCUCCUUGGAUGCUCACGGCUAACAAAAUGCCAAACUGUGGACUACACGGUCAGUAGUGAAUGACCGCCAGACCGCCAUAGCGUUUGUAACAAGCUCUGAGCUGGCUCUCCCCUGUGGGCUACGGGAGCUUUAUUUGAAGGCUUCGGAGACCUGUGGCCUUCAUUUCCCAAAAUGUCCAUGAGACGAACAGAAGGGGUGUCCAUCGCCCAGGCUUUGGCCAUGACGGUUGCGGAGAUCCCAGUCUUCCUCUACUCCACAUUUGGGCAGUCCAUAUUUUCCCAGCUGAAGCUGACGCCUAGCUUGAAGAAAGUGCUGUUUGCCACGGCGCUGGGCAGCGUGGCGUUGGCGCUCACCGCUCAUCAUCUGAAGCGGCGAGGGAGGAAAAGGAAGCAGGCCAUCCAGGCCAAGGAGGAGCAGAAGACGGUGGGAAUACCCGAAGCGCUGCUCCGAACAGGAAGACCUUCGUCAUUGAAGAGAGUUCCGUUGACGGGGCGUCAGAUGAUGAGUCCUAGCACGCGCAGCAACGACACACUGAGCGGCAUCUCCUCCCUGGCUCCCAGUAAACACUCAAGUUCCUCACACAGCUUGGCUUCUAUGCGAGUUCCAACCUCUCCAAGUCAGUCAGCCAACCCACCAACACCCUGGGAGGCCGAGGCUGUGGUGGAGGAGUCGGGUGCGGCAGAGGACGCCAAUGCAGAGAAUCUCUAUUUAAUGGGCAUGGAGUUGUUUGAGGAAGCCCUCAGAAAAUGGGAACAGGCCCUGCACAUACGCCACCACGCUCACUCUGGCUCCAGCAACAGCAGCUUGGCUCUGCAGGGGGCGGCGUGCGGAGACGCUCCCACGGUUGAAGGUCACAAUAAAGUGCUAGCUGACAAACUGGAGACUCUGCUGCACAGGGCGUACCACCUGCAAGAGGAUUUUGGCGGCAGCAUCCCGACAGACAGCUUACUGGCAGACUUUGAGAGCGAGGGGACGCUCAUACUUCCUCCAGUGGAGAGUUUCCACAUGCUGCCGGACGAUGACGCCGCCACUGUUUCGUCUGACCAGUCCUUCUUCUCGGCCGCCGAGAUGUUUGACACCUUCUCUCUGGAGGACUCCUACCAGCUUCUCAGACCAGCGGCUCUCUACGAGGAGGCCUUGGCUCUGGUCCGGGAGGACAAAGUAGCCUACAGGUCCCUGAGGACUGACCUGCUUGAAUGUUACGGCGACCGAGACUUCCUGGCCAAGCUUCAUUGUGUCAGACAAGCGUUCCAGGUGCUGCUGCUGGAUGAAGCUCACCGCACGUUCUUCAUGGAGACCGGCAAGCAAAUGAUUGCCGGUUUGAUGGUGAAGGCUAACAAGAGUCCCAAAGCCUUCCUGGAGAGCUACGAGGACAUGUUGCUGUAUACUCAAAGAGAGGAAACGUGGCCCAUCACCAAGAUGGAGCUACAUGGCCGCGGGGUGAGUGCAGGCCACAGGUUUUGGAUACUGAGGUGUUGGGGAAACCAGGGUAGUAUUUGGUUAGCAUGGUGCUCGUCGCAGGUGGUGUGCAUGAGCUUCUUUGACAUCGUGUUGGACUUCAUCUUGAUGGACGCCUUCGAAGACCUGGAGAACCCGCCGUCCUCCGUGGUGGCCGUGCUGAGGAACCGCUGGCUCUCGGACAGCUUCAAAGAGACUGCUCUGGCGACAGCUUGCUGGUCCGUCUUGAAGGCCAAAAGACGCCUCCUCAUGGUUCCUGACGGCUUUAUCUCCCACUUCUACGCCAUAUCGGAGCAUGUGAGCCCGGUUUUAGCCUUUGGCUUUUUGGGCCCCAGGCAGCACUUAAGUGAAGUGUGUACUAUUUUCAAGCAACAAAUCGUGCAGUACCUCAAGGACAUGUUUGAUCACGACAAGGUGCGCUUCACCUCGGCGCAGUGCUUGGCCGAGGACAUCCUGAAACUUUCCCACCGCCGCAGUGACAUUUUGCUGGGCUACCUGGGUAUCGACGGCCUCCAGGAGCUCAACGGGGCGCUGCCCGGCGACACGCACGCAGGCCUCGCUAACUGACAAGCAGACAUCCGCUCACACUUUGUCCGUCCCACUUAUUGCUCGGCAUCAGGAAGAAGAAGGAAGCCCGGUUAUCAGCUGCUGAUAACAAUCGGGAAUUUCUCCUGCAAUCAAUAGAUCCCAGGCUCUACAAAUGAAGGACCCUCUCGCCUGAUGACUGCACCGCUCUGUCACCUUCAUGUCAUCGCCCGAGAGCCUGGAGGUAUCAUUAGCGGUGUGAAUGACUGAUACUGCUGUGCGUAUUUUAUAUCCAACAGAGAACCAUAUCUGCUAAAUUUCCAUCCUACUUGAAUCAUCUUUAAAUGCAGCUAUACUCUAUACACAUACACACAGUGGAACCUCAGUUUUCCUCAUCCGAUACUGAUAUCAGCACAGAUCAUACAUCAUUUUAUUACUUGUUUAAUAGCUUGGAAUGUUGAAAAAGACUCCAUCGAGUGGUAUUACUCAGAGAAUAAUAGUCAGCAACAGUAGUAUGAGGGGAAAAACUCUCCCAUUUCUUCUUAAUACAUCUGGAGUCUCGACAUGCUCAAUGAAGCAUAAAACCUGACAUCACUCGGCACCGGGCACGGGGGUUCUUACAGGCAGUGAUGUUUGGAAAAUGUGUCAAACAGCAAGGUUGAGAUGAAGUUGGUCGUUUUAUGUACAUUUCCUCGGUUCUGUGUCAUCACGGGAAACUUGUGCAUGGCAAGUUUUGCACUAUGCUGCAAUGUCUUUGUCUGACUUUUCAGGGAAAAUGCAGGAGGAAUCUGGGAAGGACUGCUUGUAUCAGAGAUUUGAAAUGCAGGCCGAUAAUACCCAAUUCCCCCCUCUUCCCCCACAGUCAGAAAGACAGAGUGUGCUUGAAUGCCUCAUCAUUGCUGGUGCUCAUUGCUUAUAAAACAGGAAGAAUGGAGUCUAAAAUUGAGUUAAUCAUUGCACUGUAUGGAUUAAAUAAACCGCACAAACGCACAGGAAAGAUGAUUUGAUGAUUCCUUGGUCAGAAUCUGUUUUGAGUAUCCCAACUUCCAUUCUUCACAGAGACUGAGUCACGCUGCUUGGUUCGGUCACUGUUUGGACAUAUGAGACAGAGUGACAAGGGACAUAUAUUUGUUGACAUAUAUUUCAUUUUCAAAACUGAGAUUCCACUGUCUUUUUUUUUUAACCUUGAGUGUGCAUGAAUUGCAAACUAUGCUUCACAUGUUACUGUGUGCUGUUAACUUGACACCUUUGACAUCAUCAUUUUCAUCUACAUGAGCAAACCUGUUACAUUCCUUACAUUAUGGACUUUUUUCCUUUUCUUUUCUUUUCCUGGAGAUGCCAUGUUGAUUACAAGCGACUGAUGAAAUGUAACGAUACAGGUAACCGUCACCACUAAUGCAGACGGAACACAAUGGAAGUAUUUACUCAUUAAAUAUGCCACUGUGCUUAGCUAUAAACAUGACACGUUAUUAUGAUUAAUAUUGCGCACUGCUGAUAUCUUCUGAGAACAUUGGCACUGACCAUCAAAUGAAACAUGGCCCCCUAGUGGUGAUGGAUACGGUUACGUUCUGAUUUUUGCCCAAGAGACAAAAAGAGUAAGCUGAAUUGGAAAUGUUUUCCUUUCAUGGUGGCGCUGACAACUUCAUAGUCAUGCUAGUUGUAUUGAUGGAACUGUCUCCAAGUGUAAAGAUGAGCUUUUGGAAUGUAUGUAUGCCAUUCUUUAGGUUGGCAUGUUGGGCUGCAGGGAUGCCUCUCACCAUAUGUGAAUAUUAUGGCCAUGUAUAUAAGAGAUAUUCACUAUAUGAAGAAAAUAAUGUAUUCUUUAUCCUAUAUUUACUAUAAAGCCUGUGUGUGUGUGUGUGUGCGCGCGCUGAUCCAUGUUUGGCUGACUAUCAAGUUACAAAAACAUUUUUGUGUCUUUUGUGAGAAUUGUUGCAUGUGACUGCGUGGAUUCAUUCAUUUCAUCGUGCAACACAUGGACACACCCGAGACAAAUAGAUGUUUUCAAGGAAGGAUUUAUGCCUGGAAUAUGUUUUAAGACUGCAUCAAGUGUCCUCUUCAUGCCUUUUUUGUCUUUAUCUCCCUCUAAUGCUUGUAAAAAGUGUAAAUGGGUGUUGAUUUGCUGUAUUAAAUGUUAUUUUUUGUUAUUUAACAAUGGUUUGCCAAUAUAUCAUGAUUUGACAAUCUUGUUAUACCUCAUGUCUUUUCAUCUUGUGCUGUCCUUUCCAUCUUCCUUGGUCACUCCUGCCACCUGCCAUGUUUUGUCUAAUAUCUUUGGUCUGCCCCACUGGUGUAAAUUUUGCUCUCUUAAUAUUAUGACUUUAUUCAUUUAUAACAUUAUCCGCAUGCUAAUUUUUACAAUAUUACAACUUUUUUUAAAACGUGUUUUUUUUAAUAUUUCAACUCUAUG